AUGGCCCCAGCCAACGGCAAAGCGGCCUCCUGUCGCCUCCGGGCCACCGCCGCGCCGCCUUCGUCCUCGUGCGGCUCCCGCAAGCGAACCAGGCAGGAAGCAGCAGCAGGGAAAGAAGGAGGAAAUGUAGCUGGAAUAUUUGCCCCGCCGCGCAUCAGGACCGAGUUCGUCGACUACAGCGCCGGCUGGCCGGUCGCUGCUGACGACAAUGUUUUCCAAAAGCUCGCGGCGUUCCCAUCCUACAUGCCCUUCACGAUUCCCAAUUACGACGACAACGGUACGGUGCGCCAGCAGUUGUUGCACCACCCACAGUACGCAGCGGGCUACGCCAGCCUCUCGCCCAAGCAGGUGACCUUUGCCGACAACACGGUCGUCGCCGACGAGGGCAUUGUCGUCCCGCACGACGAGGUCCACCACCCAGGCAAGCGGCCUCGGACGCUGAGCGAGGGCGUCGGCAGUAGCGUCGGCUUCAGCUCGGCUGCCUCGUCCACCAGUUCUUCCUCCUCUUCCACGGCAAAGUGCGGCACAUUUUCGCCCGUCAAUACCGAGUUUCAGUCUGCCACCGACGCCCUCAGCGUCUCUUCCGUCAUGUCGAGGGGCCCGAGUCCGUUGCGGCAGCUGUCCUCAUCGACUUCUUCCGGUGCACUGUGCGUGGGCCAAGAGGUCGUUGGUCAUGGUGGCGAGUCAGCAGCAGCGACGUACUACGUCUGUCUGAGCCCCAACUGCGUCGCCCGUUUCGUCGACAGCCAGGGUUUGGGCGAUCACCUCCGAACGGUGCAUAGCUGGCUCCCCUGUGACUGGGGGGAAUGCAAGACCGAGGGCAUGAGCUUCGCAUCACGAGAGAAGCUCAAUCGGCACGUCCAGGUUGAGCAUCUACUCAUGUGCCCCGCGGCAGGUUGCAUGGAGCGCUCCUCGUGGCAGAGCAAGAAGCUCCUCGAGUCGCAUAUCCGUGUCUGCCAUCCAGACUCUGUAAACCCCGAAUCUGCAACACGACAAAACACGACCUCCAGGGUUCCCCUUCCGCCACCAGCUACACCUUUUCCCAAGAGAGUUGAGGAGACCAUGACACCUCCAAAAGAGUCGCCCAAGUGGGAUGCCAUCGGCGACCCCUCACGCAAGGCAAUGCUUUCGGUCGAGCUCUCUAAGCGUCGCUGCCAGGAGCAGCUGAGACUUGCGCUGGAGAAGAGGCAGAAGAAGUUGAAAGACAUACCACGCUCGGCAGCCAGCCCCCAGGACGUCCGCUCCCCACGCUUGGCGGAGCCUGUCACUCCCUUCCCCAUAGUAUGGGAGCACUGUGUCCUGCCGUUCCUGAUCGAAUGGAUCGCCAAGUGGUGCGGCCCCGGGCACGCCAUCAGCGUGACCCGUGGAAAGAUUCACCCAAACGCAAGGCGCAUAUGCCUCAUGACGAGCGCAAAGCUUAGCCGCGCCCGUAAGGUCUUCAUCGCCGCCCACGUCCGCGACAUACUCCCGGCGCCCUACAAGAACCACUCCAGCUUCAGCUUCGCGACGGGUAAGGUCGACCGCCUGGUCUGGGCCAGGGGACUGAGCAAAGAGCACCCGGACGAGGUCUGCAGCCCGCGAAACCCCUUCUGCUACAUCAGCCCUUGCAUGGGCGAUAGCAUCGGUGCGGCGACGAACGGAGGGCAGGACGCCAUCGCCUGCACCCUUGGCCCCUCGCUCGUGGUCGGCGACACCAAAUGCUGGCUGGGAAACUUCCACCCUUUCUUAGACGUGUUUCAAAACCACGAUGACCAGGUAAAUCUUGAACACCCAGCACCCUGCGACCGGCAGGGCUGCCUGGACUCGGGCCAUGACGCCCUGUACCUCAAAAACAACGACUUUGGGUUGGGGAGCCUCAUCGCCACGUCGGGCGUCGACCUCAAGACGGUCCGCCUCUCCCACGAGCCGUACUGGGCCGAGUGCGACAAGGAAGCGCCUCUCGUCGCAACCGACUGGACCCUCUUCACCUCCAGAACGCGCCAGGCCAACAUGCUCCGCAGAUUCCCCGACGCGCAACAGAGCCAUCAGUGCCUCCAGGCGCUCGUGACGCAGACCUCGACUGUGACCCCCGGAGCCGACGUCAUCAGCACCGGCCGGACAUCGGGCUGCCAGCGCGGCCAGGUCUGCGAGGUGCCGGCCUACAUAUCCGGCGACGCGGUGGGUAACGGCACGGGCCGCGCCACGCGCGAGUGGUAUAUUGAGGAGCCCUUUGCUGACGAUGACGACGGCGACGCCUGGAUCCGGGGCGGCAUCGGCGUGCCGGGCGACAGCGGCGCGGCCGUCGUCGACGCCGAGACCAACGCGCUGCUCGGCCACCUCUGGGGCCGCAACAAGUACUUUGGUGGCGGGCCGCGGCACGCCUACUUCACGCCCAUCAACGACGUGCUCGACGACAUCCAGGAGAAGUGCGUGCAGCAAACGCGCCCUUGCCUGCCGCAGUACCGCGACGAGAGCGAGUGCUGGCCCGUCUACCCCAUGUGCCGCCAGUGCUUCGACCUCACGACGUACCUCGAGAGCCGCCGGAGCUCGAGAGAGUCGUACAGGUCGGUCCUGGGCCAGUCGCAGAACCUCGAAUCCCUCGCCGAGGAUAGGGACUCGACCGACGUCCUAUCCGAGCUGGCGACGCCCAGGGACCAGUCGUACUGGCUCCGCCACGCGGCUGGGCCGGACGAGGGCGGGACUUCGUCUUUCGCUGGCGUCAUGUCGCCCAUACCGGGCUUCACCUACAACUUCACUUCACCGACGGAUCUACGAGUCGCAGACAUAAGGAGCCCAUAUGCGUUGCAAUUGGAUGCUGAUGAUCUAUUCGACGCCGCUGACGAGGGCAUCCCUGCUGAAAAGGCCGUCGCGGAAACGGCGUAG
This is a messenger RNA of Thyridium curvatum, 2862 nucleotides long. RefSeq lists its product as uncharacterized. The record is from RefSeq and is a predicted model, not a curated record. Lineage: Eukaryota; Fungi; Ascomycota; Sordariomycetes; Thyridiales; Thyridiaceae. The coding region runs from base 1 to 2862 and encodes 953 amino acids. The transcript is spliced from 3 exons.